This is a messenger RNA of Morchella sextelata, 837 nucleotides long. RefSeq lists its product as uncharacterized. Bases 1 to 837 code for a protein of 278 amino acids. The record is from RefSeq and is a predicted model, not a curated record. Lineage: Eukaryota; Fungi; Ascomycota; Pezizomycetes; Pezizales; Morchellaceae. The transcript has 3 exons. Gene Ontology annotation, biological process: site-specific DNA replication termination at RTS1 barrier; mitotic DNA replication termination. Gene Ontology annotation, cellular component: nucleus.
AUGGGUAACGACGGAGGAAGCAUUCCUACACGUCGCGAGCUUGUCAAGUCCCCUACUCGCCGCGCCACCCACUCUCAACUCCGUGAUUCCAAUGCUCAAACUCAAGAAUAUCACUGGAGCACUUGCCCUCUCUCAAAGCGUCCACUCGCCUCCCCGGUUGUCUCCGACUCCUCGGGGCGUCUCUACAAUAAAGAUUCAAUUCUAGAAUGGCUCCUACGCGGAACAGAGGCAUUUGGUGACGGUGAAGAGGUAUUAGACGGGCGGGUAAAGAGUUUAAGAGAUGUCCUAGAAAUAAAAUUCGACAUUUCAAAGGAAGAUGGUCAGGACAAGUGGGUUUGUCCAGUGUCGAGGAAAGGUCUCGUGGCUGGAGUCAGAGCGGUUUACCUGGUACCAUGUGGGCAUGCCUUUUUGGAGAGUGCGAUCAAGGAGGUUAAGGGAAGUGAAGGCUGUGGCACAGCAUACGAGGCAGAUAAUGUCAUUCCUAUUAACCCCGUGUUGGACGAAGAUGCCCAAAGUUUGAGAAACCGAAUCAAAGUUCUUUCGGAGAAGGGACUAGGACACACAUUGAGAAGACUAUCCGAUGGGAAAUCGAAGAAGCGAAAGAAGGAAUCCAAAGAAGCCGAGAAGCUACUUAAGAAAGAAGAAACCGGUAUAAAGAACGCCGCAACAGCCAGUUUAACAAGCAAAGUACUGGAGGAUGAGAAAAUGAAGAAUAAACGCAGAAAAACAGAGAUGAGCGACAACUUGAAGAGUCUUUUCAGUACAAAGGAGCAAGAUGGUGCUUCGGGAAGGAAUGAUUUCAUGAGUAGAGGGUAUACUAUACCAACGAAGCGAUGA